This is a messenger RNA of Racocetra persica, 497 nucleotides long. The record is from the annotation of a GenBank genome assembly. NCBI's taxonomy places the organism in Eukaryota, Fungi, Glomeromycota, Glomeromycetes, Diversisporales, Gigasporaceae.
AUGCCAAUCGACGCCGCAACUUCGGCUCUAAAUCUUUCAUUUCCUCCCACAACCUCAGCUACUGGGUUUGUGGUUCCUCAAAGCCGUUCUUUUACAGUAUCAGUUAAUCCAGUAGUGUUGUUUUCUAUACUCGAUCAUUACCUUCGAAGGCAAGAAAAUCAACAUCGGGUUAUUGGAACGUUGCUUGGCGUAAGAAAUGAAGAUGGUAGUGAGGUUGAAGUUCGGAAUUGUUUCCCUGUUCCCCAUGAUGAGUCUCAAAAUCAGGUUGCCGUAGAUAUGGUAUACCACCAAAGUAUGUUCGAACUUCACAAAAAAGUCAAUGCCAAAGAAGUGAUUGUUGGAUGGUAUGCCACCGGAUCCAAUCUCAAUCAAUGGAAUGCUCUUAUUCAAGAUUUCUAUUCUAAGGAAGUUUCUCCUCCAUUUCAAGCUAUUCAUUUAACAAUGGAUACGGAUCUUAAGAAUGAAGAAAAACUCUUGGGCGUUAAAACCUAUGUUAG